Molecule: messenger RNA, 2657 nt
Organism: Cucumis melo (muskmelon)
Lineage: Eukaryota; Viridiplantae; Streptophyta; Magnoliopsida; Cucurbitales; Cucurbitaceae
Product: protein NPGR2
Exons: 7
Coding region: 314-2512 (732 amino acids)
Molecular function (GO): protein binding
Source: RefSeq, a predicted model, not a curated record
AAUUUCUAAAUUAUAUUCUAAUCCCCCCCCCCCCUCCCCACAAAAACAAAAGCCAAAGAUCGUCUUCUCUAGGAUUCUGUUUUCUUCAUUUUCAAUUCUUUUUUCCUUCUCUUUUCCUUUGGUUCCUUGUUUUCAUCCGAAAGCAAAUCUCAGAGUUGUCUGGUAAAAGCAGAAAUAAAAGGAAAAAGAGAGAGAGAGAAAGUCAUACCAAUAAAAAUUCAAGUGAUGGGUAUUGCUGUUUCUGGAUUUUUCUUUCCCUCGCUCUUCUUUUACUUUUGGGAAAUCGAAAGAUAUCUGGCUGCGGUCGAACAAUAUGAAGAGUGACGUUAAGAUUAAGAGUGGGAGGAGCACUGGAAAAGGGAAGAAUAUAAGGAAGAUAAUGAAGUGUUUAUGUUCUGGUGAGAAAAAAGCUGGAGAUAAUAUGAUUCCAGCAUCACCUUCGGCUUUCGAGAAUUCAGGAAGUGGACGCUCUUCACGGACUGGUGAGAUCAUCAACAAGCCAGAAAUUGGCAAUAUAGAAGAAGCUGAGUCUUCUCUUCGCGAGAGUGGUUGUUUGAAUUAUGAGGAAGCAAGAGCAUUGCUGGGAAGAUAUGAAUAUCAAAAAGGAAAUAUUGAAGCUGCUCUUCAUGUAUUUGAAGGAAUAGAUAUCACUGCUAUAACUAGUAAGAUAAUGAUCUCCAUAGCUAGGAGAGGAGAUCGUCCACGGAAACGAUCACAAAAUUUUACUGCCCCGCCAAUGUCUAUGCAUGCCGUCAGUUUACUCUUGGAAGCCAUCCUUCUCAAAGCAAAAUCAUUGGAAGGCCUUGGGAGGUUCGGAGAAGCUGCUCAAUCUUGCAAAGUUAUUCUGGACAUACUUGAAUCUUCAUUUCCCCAAGGCUUGCCUGAAAACUUUGGUGCUGAUUGUAAAUUGCAGGAGACAGUUACAAAGGCUGUGGAGCUGCUACCCGAGUUAUGGAAGCUAGCUGAUGCUUCUCAAGAAGCGAUCCUUUCAUACCGGCGAGCACUUCUUCAUCAGUGGAACCUUGAUGUGGGAACCACUGCUCGUAUUCAGAAAGAGUUCGCCAUUUUUCUUCUGCAUAGUGGAAGUGAAGCUUGCCCUCCGAAUCUCCGGUCCCAAAUGGACAGCUCAUUUGUACCGAAAAACAAUAUUGAAGAAGCUAUUCUCUUACUUAUGAUACUACUUAGAAAAGUUGUUCUUAAAAGGAUUGAUUGGGAUCCAUCAAUCUUGGAUCAUCUCUCUUUUGCUUUAAUAAUAUCAGGGGAUACAAGGGCUCUAGCAGGUCAAAUAGAGGAAUUGCCUCCUGGGAUUCUACAUCGACAAGAACUGUAUUAUGCUUUAGCUCUUUGUUAUUAUGGUGCAGGUGAAAACUUGACUGCUUUGAAUCUGUUGAGAAAACUGUUGGGUAGUCAUGAGGAUCCUAAAUCGCUUCCAGCUUUAUUGAUGGCGUCAAAGAUUUGUGGAGAGAACUGUGACCUCGCUGAAGAGGGAACGAGUUUUGCUCAUAGAGCUCUUCAAAACUUGGAUCAUGAAUGUGAUCAAUUGGAAGGUGUUGCCAAUUGUUUGUUGGGUGUCUCACUGUCUGUAUAUUCUAAAUCUGCCACUGCAGAUUCUGAGAAGUUUACUAGACAAUCUGAGGCGAUAGAAGCCUUGGAAGCUGCACGGAAGAAGACUCGAAUGACUGACCCUAAUGUUCUCUAUCAUUUGAGCCUUGAAUAUGCCAACGAGAGGAAGUUAGAUUCAGCACUUCAUUAUGCAAAAAAGUGUCUCAAGCUAGAAGGUGGAUCUAAUAUUAGAACUUGGUUACUACUGGCUAGGAUUCUCUCUGCCCAAAAACGAUAUACAGAUAGCAAAAGCAUUAUAAAUGCAGCUCUGGAUCAGACAGGGAAAUGGGAUCAAGCCGAGUUGCUUCAAACAAAAGCAAAGAUUUUAAUUGCACAGGAUGAGUUUAAAGGUGCUAUUGAGACUUAUAGUCAAUUACUCGCUUUUUUUCAAGUUCAGAGUAAAAGUUUCAAUUUGGGAGAUAAGAAGCUACUAAAGAGCAGCAGAAAUUAUGCUGGAAGAUUACAACUGGAAGUGUGGCAUGAUCUAGCUCUCGUCUACAUAAGGCUCUCACAGUGGCACGACGCCGAGGCAUGCCUAUCAAAGUCAAAGGCCAUCUCUUCUUAUUCGGCGUCUAGAUGUCAUAUCACAGGUAUGCUUUAUGAAGCAAAAGGGUUGUAUAAAGAAGCUCUCAAAGGUUUUAUGGCUGCUCUGGAGAUUGAUCCGAUUCAUGUCCCUAGCUUGGUGUCGUCGGCGGUGGUAAUCAGACAUCUGGGCCACCAAUCGCAUCCCGUCAUUCGCAGUUUUUUGAUGGAUGCUCUACGGCUGGACCAGACGAACCACAGUGCGUGGUACAAUCUUGGCCUUUUCUACAAAUCUGAAGGAACCAAAUCUUCAUUAGGAGAAGCUGUCGAAUGCUUUGAGGCUGCAACUUUCCUUGAAGAGUCUGCGCCUGUUGAGCCCUUUAGAUAAAAACAGCUUUGGUCAAGUAUUUUUAAUUUUUUUUUAAACAAAUUAUUUUCCUUGUAUCUUAUGCAUCAAAAUCUAUUCUAUACCUCCCCUCAUAAUAUUGUACAACAACAGAAAAAUCAAUAAAUGGAAAAGCUUCUCUCUCUCA